AACAGCCAUUUGAUUGACAUCCACAGAAACACAAACAAUGAAUUCUAUAUACAAUCAUGGGGUUAAGCAGACACAGACCAUAACAAAAGAUCUAUCUGAGUUCGAGCAGAACCUUUCUACUUCGCCAUUGUCGUUGCAAGGUGCCAUAACAACAUCCAUCACUGUAUUUAAGAAAACCAUCAAGGAAUAUCAUGAUUUGUUAGAAAAAAGCAAGAAUGAUCCAUCAUACCCCAAACACGAAAGCAGAUUUCAAAAAUUUAGUCAUGAUGUCCAUGAAUUUCAAACUAAAUUUGAAAGCUUAAAACUUCAGAGAGAUACAAUUGUCCAAGAAAGCAACAAACAGGAAUUGUUUGGACGGAGACAUACUCACAACUCAACUACUAGUUCAGACAAUCCCUACGAUACUACUAACCAACAACAACAAAGUUACAUGUCAUACCAGGAAGGGUUAUAUAAGGAGAAAGAUGCACUUUCCCGAGGUACUGAACAACUAGAUCAUAUCCUAGAAAUGGGACAACAAGCAUUUGAAGAUAUCGUAGAUCAAAACGAAGUAUUGAGAAGACUUCAAACCAAAUUCGAAGAAAGUUUAGUCGUAUUGGGUGUAAGUCGAGGAACAAUUCGAAGCAUAGAAAGAAGAGCAAAACAAGAUAAGUGGUUAUUUUGGUUCUGUGUAGUUGUGAUGCUUGUUAGUUUCUAUUACAUAGUUAAGAUAUUUAGGUGAAAUUUUUUUUUUUGUCUAUAACCCAACCAAUUGAAUUUAAUAUCAAACAUAUUCUCAGCUUCUGCUAAUUAGGAUGUAUUCGCUUAAGUGAUCGUAGCAAUUCACAUGUCUAUCGAUCUCCUCUUAACAACAGAGGCUCAGAGUAGGCUUAUAUCCCAUUGACAACACGAAUCGACAAAUUUCGUAAUUUGGAUAUAACUUUACCCCCGUUACUCCCCGGAUAACCUUAACAGGUUAUAUGGCAACUGCAAAAAGCUGUAAAGUUCUGUGGGGUGAAUGCAAAAAUUAUCAAUUUUUCCUUAUCGCGGUAAAUCCUUCCUAUUCUAAGUGACUACUGCAAAUGAAAAACAGACACAUACUGUCAAUU
Molecule: messenger RNA, 1088 nt
Organism: Spathaspora passalidarum NRRL Y-27907
Lineage: Eukaryota; Fungi; Ascomycota; Pichiomycetes; Serinales; Debaryomycetaceae
Exons: 1
Coding region: 38-721 (227 amino acids)
Biological process (GO): endoplasmic reticulum to Golgi vesicle-mediated transport; vesicle fusion
Cellular component (GO): ER to Golgi transport vesicle membrane; SNARE complex; late endosome membrane
Molecular function (GO): SNARE binding; SNAP receptor activity
Source: RefSeq, a predicted model, not a curated record